Messenger RNA from Astyanax mexicanus (Mexican tetra), 2992 nucleotides. It is a transcript of the gene ddx23, whose product is annotated as DEAD (Asp-Glu-Ala-Asp) box polypeptide 23. The record is from RefSeq and is a predicted model, not a curated record. Gene Ontology annotation, biological process: mRNA splicing, via spliceosome. The transcript is spliced from 17 exons. NCBI's taxonomy places the organism in Eukaryota, Metazoa, Chordata, Actinopteri, Characiformes, Acestrorhamphidae. Gene Ontology annotation, molecular function: RNA helicase activity; RNA binding; ATP binding. The coding region runs from base 131 to 2572 and encodes 813 amino acids. Gene Ontology annotation, cellular component: catalytic step 2 spliceosome.
AGAACUUUCUUUGAUGGACUACAUUUCCCAUGAUCCUCUACAGGAAGUUCGUCACAUGUUGAUGUCGGAGAGUAUGGCGGCUCAGUGAAACGAACGGUGUUCGUAAGCGUGUUGUUUCUUCAGCAGAAAUAUGGCUGGAGAAACUAAUGAAAAGAGAGACCUGGACAGCUCAGGAAAGGAGCGAGAGCGGAAACGCAGCCGGUCGCGGUCUCGGGAGAGAGAAAGGAAAGUUUCUCCAGGGAAGGACCGCAAACGUCAUCGUUCACGUGAGCGGAAACGCUCCCGCAGCCGCUCCAAAUCUGCAGACAGAGAUCGUCGUCAGAAAGACAAAGAAAGAGAAAGAGAUAAGGACAGAGACCGAAGCCGUAAAGACAGAGAACGAGAUAAGGACAGCCACAGACGGGAUAAAGAUCGUAGUAAGAAAUCAAGGAGUGCAUCUCCUAAAUCCAAGGAUUUAAAAAUAAAGAGAGAAAAAGAUGUGAAGAAAGAAGAUGAUGAUGAAGAUGAGAAGAAAAAAGAGAAGGUGCAGCCUCUGUCUCUGGAGGAGCUGCUGGCUAAAAAGAAAGCAGAGGAGGAAGCCGAGUCCAAACCCAAGUUCCUGUCCAAGGCUGAACGAGAGGCAGAAGCAAUUAAACGCAGAGAACUAGUGGCUGAAGAACGCCGCCGACAGAUUGAUGAUGAGAGGCGGAAGAGGAGAGUGUUCCAGGACAUUGGGAGGAAGAUGAUGGAGGAUCCUCAAGAGAGAGAGCGCCGUGAACGCAGAGAGCGAAUGGAAAGAGAGAACAAUGGAAACGAGGAUGAUGAGGGACGACAGAAGAUACGAGAGGAAAAAGACAAAGGCAAAGAACUCCAGGCCAUCAAAGAGCGUUAUUUAGGUGGAAUGAAGAAACGGCGGCGCACCAGGCACCUUAACGACAGGAAGUUUGUGUUUGAGUGGGAUGCUUCUGAGGACACGUCCAUCGACUAUAACCCACUGUAUAAGGAGAAGCAUCAGGUGCAGUUGUACGGCCGUGGCUUUAUCGCAGGUAUUGAUCUCAAACAGCAGAAGAGAGAUCAGUCUCAUUUUUAUGGAGACCUGAUGGAGAAGAGGCGCACCAUGGAAGAGAAAGAGCAGGAAGAGCUGCGUCUGAAGAAGAUGAGAAAGAAGGAGGCUAAGCAGCGCUGGGACGACCGGCACUGGUCUCAGAAGAAGCUGGAUGAGAUGACGGACAGGGACUGGAGAAUCUUUCGGGAGGAUUACAGCAUCACCACCAAGGGAGGCAAAAUCCCCAACCCCAUCCGCAACUGGAAAGAGUUCGACCUGCCGCCUCACAUCCUGGAGGUCAUCGACAAGUGUGGCUAUAAGGAACCAACUCCCAUCCAGAGGCAAGCCAUUCCUAUUGGUUUACAGAACCGUGACAUUAUUGGUGUUGCUGAGACCGGUAGCGGUAAAACUGCUGCCUUCCUUAUUCCCUUACUGGUCUGGAUCACCACUCUGCCCAAGAUUGACCGGAUUGAGGACUCUGAUCAGGGUCCGUAUGCAGUAAUCUUGGCCCCCACGCGUGAGUUGGCUCAGCAGAUUGAAGAAGAGACCAUCAAGUUUGGUAAACCACUGGGCAUCCGGACGGUGGCUGUGAUUGGAGGAAUCUCCAGAGAGGACCAGGGUUUCAGACUUAGGAUGGGCUGUGAGAUAGUGAUUGCCACACCUGGUCGUUUGAUUGACGUGUUGGAGAAUCGCUACCUGGUGCUCGGCAGAUGCACAUACGUGGUACUUGAUGAGGCUGAUAGGAUGAUUGACAUGGGUUUCGAGCCUGAUGUCCAGAAGAUUCUGGAAUAUAUUCCAGUGACCAAUCAGAAACCGGACACAGAUGAAGCUGAGGACCCAGAGAAGAUGACGCAGAACUUUGAGUCUGGCAAACACAAAUACAGACAGACGGUCAUGUUUACAGCCACCAUGCCUCCGGCUGUAGAACGACUGGCCAGAAGCUAUCUGCGGCGCGCUGCAGUCGUCUACAUAGGCUCUGCAGGAAAACCACACGAGAGAGUGGAGCAGAAGGUCAUCCUGAUGUCCGAGGGCGAGAAGAGAAAGAAGCUUCUGGAGGUUCUCUCCCGUGGUUUCGAGCCACCUAUCAUCAUCUUCGUCAACCAGAAGAAGGGCUGCGAUGUGUUGGCCAAGUCUCUGGAGAAAAUGGGCUAUAAUGCCUGUACUCUGCACGGUGGUAAAGGACAGGAGCAGAGAGAGUUCGCUCUGUCUAACUUGAAGGCCGGAGCCAAAGACAUCCUGGUGGCCACUGAUGUGGCUGGUAGAGGUAUCGACAUCCACGACGUCUCCAUGGUCCUUAACUAUGACAUGGCCAAAAACAUUGAGGACUAUAUCCAUCGUAUUGGCCGAACGGGUCGUGCUGGAAAGAGUGGUGUUGCCAUGACCUUCCUUACCAAAGAAGACUCGUCCGUGUUCUACGAUUUGAAGCAGGCCAUUCUGGAGAGCCCUGUUUCCACGUGUCCUCCAGAGCUCACCAACCACCCCGACGCCCAACACAAGCCUGGGACCAUUCUCACCAAGAAGAGGAGAGAGGAGACCAUUUUUGCCUAAGGGGACAAAAUUUGGUCACAGUGGACACUGUCAUUUAUAUCCACAUCUCUCUUUCCAUUUGAUGCUCUGUAUCUUCUGUACCUCCCAUCAGAUCAUUCUUAUUAGAUCUUGGUUAUAUUUCGUACAUGCCAUCUUUAUUUUGACGGCAUAACUAGUAACCAGCAUUGAGACUGUAUGUUGUAAUUUGUUGGGGAGAUACCCUCACACACUGCUGUGGGUAGUAGUUUGGACUGAGGUUUUUUUUUCUAUUCAGUUUAUUGAAUCAUUUUUAAACAUGGUAAAAAAAAAAAAAAGUGUACACAAGUUUGAGUCAUUGAGUUAUUUUGCGAGUCAGUUGAAUCUGUUAAGAUCAUACACAGGUGUUAAUGUUAACUGUUAUUUCUGUAAAUUAAUAAUAAAUCAUGUUUGCCUGAGUUUAAA